AUGAAAGGAAGAUGUGCGAUUUCGGAUUCGUGCGACAAUGAACAGAGGAAGAAGAAGACGAAGCUAUCUCCGUCGUCUGGGUUAUGCUCGUUGCCAGAUGAGUUGGUUUUGAACUGCCUGGCUCAGAUCUCGAGAUUCGACCUAGCCGCAUUAGCCAUCGCCUCAAAGAGCCACCGUUCUCUGGUAGAUUCCCCUGAGCUCUCUGACUUGAGACACAGUAAUGGUUUUUGCACCGAGUCAUGUCUCUACCUAUGCUUGCGCAUCAUUCCUGAGCCAGCCCCACGCUGGUUCAUCCUCACACCUUACCAUCGUCUGUACCCGAUCCCUUCGAACCCCAAUCAGGCUCCGGAAGCAUCCUCUUUCGUGGUGGUGGAUCAGGGGAUCUAUGUAUUCGGUGGACUCAUAAACGGCAGUCGCACUUCCGAUGUCUGGUUCCUCGAUUGUUUCUCUCCGACACGGCGCAUGUCUCACACAUGGCGACGCGCACCGUCCAUGACGAUGGCUCGUGCUAGUGCAUGUGCAAGCCUUUUAGAUGGGAAGAUAUAUGUGUUUGGAGGGUGUGCAGAGUACGCUGAUUCCUCAAACUGGGCAGAGAUAUUCGAUCUAAAGACACAAACUUGGGGUCACUGGUAUAUCCCCAAGAUGCGUUAUGAUAUUCAUCAGAGUGUGGUGGUUGAAGAGGAGAAGACGGUUUACGCGGUGGAUGUGGAACGUCGAACCUUCUACCUUGUGCCAAGUAAGUCUAUGUUUUGGGGAGUGGGUCGUACAGAAUCUAAGUUUGGAAGCAGAAACGAUUGGUGUGCUAUAGGGAACCUUUUGUACUGUCGUAAUACUCCCGGGAGAGUAAUGUGGUGUGAGGCAGGUGCGUUUGAUUGGAGGGAGGUGGAGGGUUUGGAAGAGCUGCAAGUUGCGUGGAGACAAAUCCUCUAUGAUCUUAAUCCUGGCUCGACCAAGGUCGAAUUUGAUAUCAUCCGACUUUGCAGCAACUCUGCUGGGAACAUUGUCAUCUUCUGGAAUGCAUAUCGUGAACAUCCUGAGGCUUUAGAGCUUUGGUCUGCCGAGCUUUCCAUGGAGAAACGCCAGGGAGGCGAGAUUUGGGCAAAGAUUGAAUGGUCACGUCCUCUCUACAAACUUGAUCUUCACUCACACCCUAACCAACAUGCCGGCCUUAAGUUCUACAACAGAGGAAAGGGAACCACAGUUGGGUCUUUGAGCAAGAGAACAUAUCAUACAAGGCUCAAUCAAGGGAGCAAGACAAAAGAAGAGAACCAUCACAGAGGAUUCAAAACAUGUUCAAAAGCAGCAUCCAGGAAAUCCCUCACGGUGAGGAGAGAGUGUGCAGAUCUCGGGUUCCAAGCUAUGCAACUGAGGCGCAACGUGAAGAUCCCCAACUUCCUGUUGAUUCAUUGGAUCACAAUGUACAGAAUAGGAAACCAAUUCUGGGCUACGCUUAUGGAAGACGUCAAGGGGAAGGAGAUAAUUGAUGAUGCUCCGACCGAAAACAAGGUUUCAGAUGAGAUGGAGAAUCGUAAACAGCCAUCACCUGAGUGA
Molecule: messenger RNA, 1551 nt
Organism: Arabis nemorensis
Lineage: Eukaryota; Viridiplantae; Streptophyta; Magnoliopsida; Brassicales; Brassicaceae
Source: the annotation of a GenBank genome assembly